AACUCUGAAAUUGAAAUCCAAAUGUAACAAAAAUCUCCGAUUCAUUCUUCAAUGGACUUCUCAAAGCUCCAAUCCAGAGUUAACACUCCCUACAUUCCUCCUCACCGUACGCAGCUACACCCUCGCGUGCACCAUCCAAAUCCAAAUCCCAAUUCCAAUUUCAAAGUCACCAGCAACAGAAACAAACUCCUCCUCCUAUUAGCGUCUCUCUUCACAAUCCCCUCCCUUUAUUGCCUUUUCUCCACUGCCCGAAAACUCCACCAAUCUGCUAAAUUCGUGGAGCCCAAUGUGCAAUUUUACGGCAUUGUCAUCGAUUCGGGCCUCGCCACCGCCCGCCUUCGUGUUUUUAAGUUCCUUGGCGACGGACAGAUGCCGUUUGUUGAUUCCACUGAGGCCAGAGGGGAUUUAGACCGUUCGAUUCAAGUAUUGGUUGGCUUUGCCAAAAAGAGGGUGCCCAAGAAGGAGUGGGCUAGCACUAGGGUGCAGUUGAUGCUGAAUAAUGCGGCGGAAGAUCGGGUUCUGGAACAAUGUCGCCGGGUUUUGAGAGCCUCUGGUUUUGCUUUUAAGGACGCUUGGUCCCGUGUUCUUGAAGGGCAAGAAAAAGGUAUGUAUGCCUGGAUUGCUACAAACUAUGCUCUUGGAACCCUGGGAGGUGAGCCUCAAGAGACCAUUGGGAUAGUUGAACUUGGUGGGACUUCUUUGCAGGUUACAUUUGCUAUGAGAGAAUCUUCACUAGCACAAUCUGCACAAAUGAUCAGAUUUGCUGGAGUUACUUAUGAUCUUCACACACAAAGUUUGCCGCAAUUUGGUCAGGAGGCAGCUUGGAAAUUGUUGUACGAGCUGCAGAAUUCCACAGAGUUGAAAUCUUUUUCAAGUUCCAGAGUACGUUCUAACAACCCUUGCAUCCCUAGAGGCUAUGAGCUGACAUCGAGUUCCAGUGAUAGGAAACUUCUUAAAUCUCAUGCUGCUGGAAACUUUUCUGCUUGUAGAUUUGAAGCUCUGGCUUUGUUGACGAGAGGACAAGAUAAAUGCUUGCAUCCGCCUUGUCAAAUUCUCUCAUCCUUCUUCUCCAGCUUACAAGACCAGACCACUUCACCAGAAAAUUUCUUCUAUAGUUCUGAGGUAGUUGCUAUUUUUGGAAUUUUUAACACAUUUGAGCUUCGUCAGCUUUUUGGGCUGGUUCCUAGGACUUCUUUGUUUGAACUGGAGGCAUUUGGAAAACAUUAUUGCGAAAAUGAUUGGGGUAUACUGAAAAAUCAACAUCGUGGCAUUGAUGAUUUGGAUUUGUUAAGAUACUGUUUCUUUUCUGCAUUUACGGUGGCACUGUUGCAUGACAGUCUUGGAAUCCCUUUGCAUGAUAAAAGAAUUGGAUUUGUAAACCAUACCGAGAAGAAUCCCCUUGAUUGGACUCUUGGAGCAUUCAUCUUCCAGUCAAAGCUGCAGUCCCUUGAACUGGAACGUGAGAAGCUGGACCAGGUUGUAGGAAAUGAGUCACUAACAUACUUCUCAUUGUUUGCUUUUCUGUUAAUAGUAUUACUUAGUGCUAUUUUUGUACUGCAAUGGCGAAAACCACAGAUAAAAACAAUAUACGAUCUUGAGAAAGGGCACUAUAUUGUUACCCGAGUGCCCAGAUAA
Pistacia vera is the source of this 1635-nucleotide messenger RNA. Its product is annotated as probable apyrase 6. The transcript is spliced from 8 exons. Gene Ontology annotation, molecular function: nucleoside diphosphate phosphatase activity. Bases 52 to 1635 code for a protein of 527 amino acids. The record is from RefSeq and is a predicted model, not a curated record. NCBI's taxonomy places the organism in Eukaryota, Viridiplantae, Streptophyta, Magnoliopsida, Sapindales, Anacardiaceae. Gene Ontology annotation, cellular component: membrane. Gene Ontology annotation, biological process: nucleoside diphosphate catabolic process.